GGUAAUUAUUGCGUUUCUUGUCCGCUCACCUUCUCCCCUAGCACCCGCGCUCGCGUUCGGACGGGGUGUCGAGCUUUCCCCGUUUUCCUAUUAUCUCCAAACACAAGGCUCACACGUUCUUCGUCCCACCCCCUCUCCUCCGCAACCUCGCCGAUUAUGCAGUUAACUUCACGACUCGCCGCCGCCGACCCAGCCCGUGCGCAACGCCUGGCAAUGAAGACUGGCGCGCGGGGUCGCAGGAAUGCUAUCUCCCUGAACGGUGCUCCUACGGGGAAGGUGAUUGAGCUGUGGAAGGAAUGGGUGACUAGGAGAUGGAAUCCGGAGGCGAAAUUCCUCAACCUUGAGCGGAUCGACGAAGACGAUUUUCUAAAGCGUAACCGCCUCACCUCGCCUACCUCUCAGGAUGCAACGAAGGAGGCACAAGUUAUCUUCAAGAUUGCGAGCCAACUCAAACCAGAGGUCGAGACUAUCUCGUUAGCCCACAACGGGCUGACCAGUGGACGUAUCAUGGUGCCUCUGGCACACUACCUACCGGAUCUCGUCAACUUGUCGCUGGAGGGGAACCGCCUUGGCGGGUGGAAAGAGAUCGACUAUAUCGCGAGCAAGCGGGGGCGCCUGCAAAAGUUGCGCGAACUCAUCCUCAGAGGCAACCCCAUGCGAGAGCUGGACUACAAGAACAACAGGGCUCAGCAGUACAAGAGCGAGAUCGCACGGCGGUUUCCAGCACUGGAAAUGCUUGACGGGGAAGCUGUUGCCAGAGUCGGUUUCGAUGCGCCGACCGCCUCCGCGUCGACGUCAACACGUCACCAUACCGUGCUCAAGUCUUUCGCUUGGAAUAUGGAGCCUUCCUUCAUCGCUGGUGUCGACGGAGCCAUCGUCAGCAAUUUCUUCGUCCGCUACUUCCCGCUCUUCGACACCCAACGAGGAGCCCUGAUCCACGCCUACGCCCCCGACGCCACUUUCUCUUUCUCUGCAAACACUGGGAUUCCUCCUCGGGCACGAAUCGAAGGCAUACAUGUCUCGAAGGAGUACCCUAAUCAGCGAAAGCUGGAGUGGGCGCCAUGGCUGAAUGGUGGACAGGGCGGAUCGCGGAACCUGGGUCGGAUAGCGGGUGGGCUGCAGAGAGUCACGCAGUCCCUACACCUGGGUAGCGAACAAGCCAUCAGGGCAAUAGUCGACCUGCCUGUCACGAGACACGAUGUCGCUGGUUCGCCCGAGAAGUUCUCCGUGGACGCCUUCCCCGUUAUGCAAGGUGAAAGGACGAACCUGCUAGUAACGGUGCACGGCCAGUUUUCCGAGCUGCCAUCCGAGGGCAUUCGAUCCUUUGAUCGAUCAUUUGUGCUUGCUAUGGCCCCGGAGGGAUCACGGGCGAAGCAGAACGGGUGGGAUGUCAUGAUUCUCUCGGACCAGCUGGUCGUCCGCGCGCUAUCGAGCUUCGACGCAUGGAGGCCCGGUCCGAUGCGCGUGCAAGCGGGGGAUUUGCUUCCGUCCGCAGGUUUGCAGAACGCCCUCCUGCCUUUGCCGGAGCUGCAGCGGGCAGUCAUGCAAGACCUCAUCCUCCGGACGCGGCUGAACCUGCAGUUCGCGGAGGACUGUUUGAAGAACAACGACUGGGAUCUCGAGCGGGCGCUCGCGAACUAUGAGCAGGUCAAGGCGACCCUCCCGGGCGAUGCGUAUCUGCCACCGGACGCAUUCAUGGCUUGAGCAUCGCAUUCUAGUCUCGGAUGGACAUGUCGAUUCGCAUGCCGCGCGGCCGGCGGCGAGCCUCGUGUAUCUUGAUCGUUCCGUCGGACUGUACGCACCGUCGCACCCCCUACAUAUUUCCCCCCUCGCCCAGUCAUCCAUCAUUAUAUCGCAAUGUAUAACCUAUAGCCCAUCCCCAUCCCGAAUCCUGAUGCAUCACCAUCACUUUGACAUCGCUCAUCGUCGUUAUCCGCUACAUAUAUUGUUUAUAAGCACUCGCCCACGCCCCUCGAGCAUCGGA
Messenger RNA from Trametes versicolor FP-101664 SS1, 1984 nucleotides. RefSeq names its product NTF2-like protein. Gene Ontology annotation, cellular component: nucleus. Gene Ontology annotation, molecular function: RNA binding; protein binding. Gene Ontology annotation, biological process: poly(A)+ mRNA export from nucleus. The coding region runs from base 214 to 1704 and encodes 496 amino acids. The record is from RefSeq and is a predicted model, not a curated record. The transcript is spliced from 8 exons. Lineage: Eukaryota; Fungi; Basidiomycota; Agaricomycetes; Polyporales; Polyporaceae.